Psylliodes chrysocephalus is the source of this 501-nucleotide messenger RNA. Lineage: Eukaryota; Metazoa; Arthropoda; Insecta; Coleoptera; Chrysomelidae. The record is from the annotation of a GenBank genome assembly.
AUGAAAGUCAAUAUUGAACAAGAGGCUGCAACUCGUGCUAGCUGUCGUGUGGCUCUUGAAAUCGCAAAACGUGGAAAACCAUUCACCGAUGGAGAAAUGAUCAAAGACUGCGUAAUUGCAGUAGUCGAAGAAAUGUACCACGAAAAGUCCUUGUGCGGAAAAUGUUUGGAUGUGUCUGAAGUUCUAAAACCAGUCAUAUCAGUUGUUAAUUUCAUCAGAUCCACUGGGCUGAAUCACCGACAAUUUCGCGAGUUUAUUGAAGAGAUGGAAGAAAAUGACUUACCAUAUUAUACUGCCGUACUCUGGCUUAGUUGCGGAAAAGUCCUUCAGCGCUUUUUUGUACUUCGAGCAGUGAUCGAAUUUUUUUUAAUGGAAAGCAGCGCCCUCUUACCGAAUUACAAAAUAGUGACUGGCUGUGGAGUUAGCAUUCUAUGUCGAUUUGACAAAACAUAUGAACGAACUGAAUUUGAGAGUCCAAAGAGAAAACCAGCUUCUCCCUGA